Messenger RNA from Epithele typhae, 468 nucleotides. RefSeq lists its product as uncharacterized. The coding region runs from base 1 to 468 and encodes 155 amino acids. The record is from RefSeq and is a predicted model, not a curated record. The transcript has 4 exons. Lineage: Eukaryota; Fungi; Basidiomycota; Agaricomycetes; Polyporales; Epitheliaceae.
AUGGCCGCCGCGCCCGCAGCCCUCGGCGCAGCGCUGGCGAGGCUGCGGUCGUUACUGCGCCUUCGGCCAUGUCUGGAUCUCACAAUGCAGGCUGCGGGUAGUGGCUACACCGUAAAUGGCUUUGAAUAUUACCUCGGUGGUCGGAGACAGCAACAAAUUACGACGUGCACGAACGGAGAUUGCAUGGAUAGACUGGGCGAGGUCAUGUACAGUAUGGUCCGAUAUCAGUUAAUGCAUCUGCACUACACUACCAUAAAAUCUCCGCCAGUAGACAUCACUUGCGAAGCACUCAGUACUCAGUACUUGGACCAGUUGUCCGCGCGCACUAUCACCGCGGAGGACGUCGAAUUCGACAAGAACGAGGCGAAGGCCGAGAUGAUGCGCGAGAGCGCGAGCAGGACUCACAUUGGCCACGUCCCGCAUGAUUACUCGGACAGCGCAAGGGCGCGGUGUUGCGCAAGGGAUUGA